Molecule: messenger RNA, 959 nt
Organism: Phascolarctos cinereus (koala)
Lineage: Eukaryota; Metazoa; Chordata; Mammalia; Diprotodontia; Phascolarctidae
Gene: TSTD1
Product: thiosulfate sulfurtransferase like domain containing 1
Cellular component (GO): cytoplasm
Molecular function (GO): thiosulfate-thiol sulfurtransferase activity
Source: RefSeq, a predicted model, not a curated record
GAUGGGGAAUGAGCACAGGUGCCUCCUUGCUGCUUGGGCCCAGCACUUGAGAGUAGGGAGACAUAUCUUGUGGGGACAGUAGGGUGGGGUGAUGGAGAGGACUGGCUCUGGUGCUAGGACCUGGCUUGUUCCAUUGAGGCCACAGCUCUGUGUGACCUUGGGCUGGUCACUUAACCUCAGGCCUCCGUGUCCUCCUCAGUAAAAUGGGAGGGGGUGGGGCGGGAUAGGCCCCAGAGCUCUUUCCCAGGCUAAGUCCUUUGCGCCAGUGACCCCUGCCCCGGGCUGGGAGCUUGCCCAGUGAGGAGGCUGCAGUGCCUUGGCUCCUGUUUCCAUGGGGAUGGGGGCGGAGCUUAGCCGGGCAGUGCGAAUCCUGGGUGUUCUUCCGGCUCCGUCGGCCGCAGUCCGGAGCAAAGAUGCUGCCGAACAGUAAUGGUGUGGGCAUCGAGGCCGGGCCCUUCGCCCUCCCGGAGGGGGGCCGCUACGCGAUGGAAGUCCGCAACAUGAGCCGAGCCCCGGCCGUGUCUCUCCCAGAGCUUCGCUCCAUCCUGGCCACCGACCGGGACCGGGUCCGGCUCAUCGAUGUGCGCUCUCGGGAGGAGUCCGCCGCGGGGACCAUCCCCGGGGCGCUCAACAUCCCGGUGUCAGAACUGGAGAAUGCCCUUCGGAUGGAGCCAGCUGAUUUCCAGGCUACAUACUUUGCAGAGAAGCCAAGACCAGAAGAAGAGAACCUAGUCUUCUUUUGCCAGAUUGGCAGCAAUGAGUGCCAUGCCAUGCAGACUGCCAGGGAGCUUGAAUACUUGGGGGCUAAUUAUGAAGAUGAGUACAGAGCAUGGCAAGGAAAGGAUUAGUUAGGAGGAAGGACCCCUGAUACUUUCCUUCUUUCAGUAACCUUUCUGUAGAUGGGUACAGUGCUGUGCCCACAAGGUAACCUAAUAAAGAGUAUUGAAUGGAAAAACCUG